Molecule: messenger RNA, 1301 nt
Organism: Hylaeus volcanicus
Lineage: Eukaryota; Metazoa; Arthropoda; Insecta; Hymenoptera; Colletidae
Gene: Ctu1
Product: cytoplasmic tRNA 2-thiolation protein 1
Exons: 7
Coding region: 266-1297 (343 amino acids)
Biological process (GO): tRNA wobble position uridine thiolation
Cellular component (GO): mitochondrion; cytosolic tRNA wobble base thiouridylase complex
Molecular function (GO): tRNA binding
Source: RefSeq, a predicted model, not a curated record
AUAUUAUUGGAACAAAAACAAAAGGAUCCGUUGCAUGUAAACUUAUGUUUCGUUGGUUUAAAGAAUAUUUCGUAGAAAAGAAUUUUUCGGUCGACCUGGCGUAGCCGCCAUUGUUAACGACUGGGUGGCAAGGGAGUUGCCCAGUUUUCAUAAAAGAAAGUUAUUUACCGUUUUUUCGAAGAUCCUGUAAAGAUAUUUGUUUUGACAGAAAAAGAUAAGAAUAAAAACUUUUUAAAUUAUAAGUUACCAUAAUCUUACAAUCGAAAUGCCAAUUCCCUGUACGACAAAUUGUGGGAAAGAUGCCAUUCUCAAAAGACCAAAAACUGGACAUACUUUGUGUAAAGAUUGUUUCUUCUCAGCUUUUGAAAUCGAAGUUCACAACACCAUUGUAACUGGUAAAUUAUUUAAGCCAGGUGAUAAAGUUGCUAUCGGAGCAUCUGGAGGAAAAGAUUCUACAGUACUUGCAUAUGUAUUAAAAACAUUGAAUGAUCGAUACCAAUAUGGAAUUGAAUUGUUUCUCUUAUCGAUCGACGAAGGAAUUACUGGAUAUAGGGACGAUAGUUUGAAAACUGUUCAACAGAAUAAAGAUGAUUAUGGAUUACCACUGAAAAUAUUAUCUUACAAAGAAUUAUAUGGAUGGACUAUGGAUGAAAUUGUGGCAGAAAUAGGUAAGAAGAAUAAUUGUACAUUCUGUGGUGUUUUUCGAAGACAAGCACUAGAUAGGGGAGCUGCUCUGUUAGGUGUAGAUUGUAUCGCAACAGGACACAAUGCCGACGAUAUAGCCGAAACAGUUCUUAUGAAUAUUUUACGAGGUGAUGUCGCGAGACUACAGAGGUGUACUUCGGUUAUUACUGCUGGAGCAGAUUGCAUAAGACGAUGUAAACCGCUUAAAUAUGCUUACGAGAAAGAGAUAGUCAUGUACGCAUAUUUCAAACGUCUGGUAUAUUUUUCAACCGAAUGUGUAUUUGCUCCAAAUGCGUAUAGAGGUCACGCAAGGACAUUUCUUAAAGAUUUAGAAAAAAUUAGACCUUCGUCAAUAUUGGAUAUAAUUCAUUCCGGAGAAACGUUACAAGUGAAAGAUAAUAUUAAAAUGCCCGAAAGAAGGAACUGUACGCGUUGCGGAUUUGUUUCGAGUCAAGAAAUAUGUAAAGCUUGCGUCAUGUUGGAAGGUUUAAAUAGAGGAUUACCAAAGCUUGGCGUCGGAAAAUCCAGUAAAAUUAAACGAGUAAUGAAUUCAUUUACAAAUGAAAAUGACAUAAACAAAGACGAUAAUAAAAAUAAAAUUUUAGAAUUUUAAUAGA